Messenger RNA from Plasmodium vivax (malaria parasite P. vivax), 16623 nucleotides. RefSeq lists its product as hypothetical. The coding region runs from base 1 to 16623 and encodes 5540 amino acids. The transcript is spliced from 2 exons. Gene Ontology annotation, biological process: mRNA processing; protein ubiquitination. Gene Ontology annotation, molecular function: ubiquitin protein ligase activity. The record is from RefSeq and is a predicted model, not a curated record. Lineage: Eukaryota; Apicomplexa; Aconoidasida; Haemosporida; Plasmodiidae.
AUGAAAUGCGAAAAAAGGGGUCGCGCUUUGAACCUCUCCCUUUUAACCAUAUGGCUGGUAAUUUUCUUAAAAAAUAUAAAGGCUAGUAUACGCAUUUCAGAUUUUACUUACCCGAGUGAGAAGGCCGUCCUUAAUGCGGAACAGAUUGAAACUGAUUAUAUAUCCAUUUUGAAGUUGAAAAAUGAUGGAAAAUCAACGCCCAAUUUUGAAAUUAGUGAUCGUUAUCUAAUUUCUGAGGAUAAUACAAUCCAAAAUUGUUAUGCACCGAAUGAUGAUCAUGGAAAAGUGCUCAUAAAAAAAAAUGACAAAAACAAGUUUUUAUUUGUGCAAAAGCAGGACGAAGAUAUCUUCAUUAAGGAUCGAAAUUAUAAAUGCUCACUUAUAUCCUCUCUUGAGAAAACCGAUCGACCAUAUCAAAUAGUUCAAGAGAACCACGAGAAGAUAACCGUGGGAGAUAUAGCCAAUUGCGACAGUAAUACCAGAAAAAAAUUCAUAGAUUAUUUUAACCUGUUAGACAGCUUUUUCAUUUCGGAAAAUGAAAAGUGUGAAACUGUUUUAAAAACACCAUUAACGAAAAAUGUGCAAGUAAUAGAUUGCGUAGGCUACAUUGGGCACAUAACCAACUUUCCUGAGUUAAAACAUAGCACCUAUUACAUCUGCUUCAAAACGAAUGAGUCAUCUUUACUAAUUAGUACCUUUUCGGCGGAUAAGACAAUUGCUAAUAAUACAUUUUACUGCACCUUCGAUAAUCCAGUUUGCCCCCUAACAAUUAGUGUCAGCCUUUUUAAUAAUGUACCAUAUAUAAUGGAUAAAUCGUUGGUGCUUAAACCAGACUGCUCAGUUAUAAGCACUCCUAUCUACAAAGAAGAUCAUGUGCUUAGUGGAGAUCAUUAUAUCUUCUUUUUUAAAAAUGAUAAUACGACAUACUACCGCGAAAUAUGCAUACUGAAGGAUAUGAAAUAUCAUAAAGUGGGUAACCUAUUUUCUAUAGAGAUAUAUGGACCCAUUAUCUGUUUUAUAGGCUCAGAAUGCGUUAUAAAAACGUACACCGCUGUGGAAAAAAUGCAAUACAUUAUGAAUAAUAUAGAAAGCACCACUUUUUCAUGGUCCCCAAGCAACUGCAAUAAUAAGGAUGCGGAAAAGAAUGCUAUAACCACCUACCCAAAAGAAGAAGACGGACUUUUAUACAUAAUUAGUGAAAAAAUUCUAUUACAAGAAAACAUUUUGUGUACAAAGAACAAUACCAAAUUACGUCACCUACUAACCAUAGAGUUGGUGGAAAAUCCUCAAUACAGCCUAUACUAUUCGAUCAUUAACUCUGUAAUUAUGAACGACAAUUGGCAAAACAUUAAAUAUAAUAACUACUUGGGGCCAUUCGUCAAAUACGAAUGCUCUCACGAAGAGAUAGUCAUAAAUGAAUAUGACAUUUGGAAAAGUAAUUAUGAUAAUGAGUAUAUACAUAAAAAUGAGGAAUUAAAUUUUAACAUCGAUUUUAGUGCCCUUACUAUGAGGCUAUGUGUGAAGCAGAUUAACUAUAUUGACAUCGGUUCUGUCAGAAUUGAGCAGCUAUUUGGCUUUAAGGUCAAUAACCUAGAUCCUUUGGAAGUUAGCGCCAUCGUAUCAUUAUAUAAUGAAGACAUAAAUACCAGGCUUCUAAAAUUCGCCAUAAAAGAGGAUGAAAACUGUAAUUCGAGUAAGGGCUUUUUUAUACAUUCCAAGGGGAAUUAUCCUAAGGAGAUCUUUCACAAGGAUAUCAUUGUAGACGCAAGAGCAGAGUACGAAGUGCAAGAGGAAAUCAAUUUAGAUAAACCCAGGUACUACUUAUGCAUGUGUUCGCUUGCAGAAAAGUGUAACUAUAGCAAUGGAUUAAGUGCCUACAAUUUGUAUACAAACAUUUAUAUAAACAAUGAAAUAAUACCGCAAGAAAAAAAAAAAUAUGUUUGCAAGCUGUUUUCCCCUUGUAACUUUACUGUUAAAUUCGAGUCGGACAACAUUUCAAACCUGUGGGCAGCAAAAGUAGGAACUUCAUGUAGAACAUACGCAUUCGCAGAUAUAAAAAUUAAGUUCAAAAAAAAUGAUAAGUUAAGUAAAGCCGAUUCGAACAUAAUCGCUGUAGACUUUAGUGUAUUCUACAAUGUGAGUCAGAUUAACAAUAACAUACUAAAUGAAGACUUGGUUAUCUGUGGAAAUUACAAAGAUCAGAAAUUUGCCUUUACCAUAGAAGCGGAUUUUUUCUUUACCUAUAUCAGUAGUCCGUACCAGAAAUUCGAAAUAAAAAAUAUCGAAUAUGAAAACCUGUGCAGGGACAAAAAAACUCUCAACAUAUAUUCCUACCAAAAUGGGGAGACAAAUCUGUAUAAAAAGGUCGCCAUAGACAUAAACAGCAAUUUGAGCGAAAUUGAAUUGAAUAUAGAAUAUGACCAUUUAAAAUAUUAUAAAAUAUUUUUUAUAAAAGAAUGUCAUUAUUGUAAGGGGGUUAUCACCUACACACAUAGGGGAAAUUCCUACAGUUUGCACAACCCCGUUAGGAACCCAGAGAAAUACUGGGAACCAAAAAUAGGUAAGAUGAAUAGGAACAACAAGGAUUUUAAGAAAUCUAUAAAGAUGCAUAACUGCGCAUAUGAAACAAUGCAGAACCACGCACUUACCAGUUUGCUCCUUUUUGAUGGACCUCAUGAAGAAAUUAACUUUUACUGCUAUAGAGGCACGAACUGUAGGCAUAAAGCAAAAUUCACUUUGCUAUGGUAUCACUAUACCAUAUAUGUUGAACUUACAGAAACAGAAAGAAUCAUUAUAUCCUAUAGGGAAAAUAAAGAAAAAAAAAUCAUUGCGGAGGAGAUACUAUUGGGCAUGAGGAACUCUGACCUGUACCUUAGAAUCUCAAAGCAUGUCAUAGAAAAAAUGAAUCCAGGACCUUAUAAAAUAAUUUACUCCAGAAAAAUUGGGGAAUCCUUUAAGGAAAAUUAUAUUGGCACAUUUUAUUACGUAGGUCCAUCGCGACAACCUUUUCAAAUUAUCGCUAAGGACGAAACGGAAAUUACGCUUCAUGGCUAUUUUAAAAAUAUUAACGACAAACAUAUUACAGUAUUCAGAUAUCUAACCUGUGACUUUUACACUUUCCUGCGUAACAAUUACCGAGAAUUAUGGGACUUGGAAAAAAUAUAUGAUAAUAUAAAAGAAGAAAUUUUUAAUAACAUUCAAAGUUGUACAGUAUCUGGUGAAGAUAAGUUGACAUGCAAAGACAUGGAACCGAUAAGGAAAAAAUAUGCCCUAUGUUGGUGUUACGGAGAUAGACAAAAUUUCUGUAAUCGUCUCGAAAAUAUGCAGUUCUUGAUAACAGAGAUUUCUUCUUUGGAUCACUCCAUUAAUCCAUUAGUGCAAAUAAACAUGCCACCAAAUGCUGUCUUUAUGAAUUAUAACACGGAGGGGUAUUUUUUUUUAGUAGAAGAUGAUUGCCAUGACAUUAAGCAUUUUCAUUUAAAAUCACAGUUAAAUAAAGAAGAACACAUUUUGAAUCUCUACAAAGAAUUAGAAUCCCCCAAAAAAUAUAAUCUAUGCGUAUGCAAAGUAACACAGAACGUUGCCUGUGACAGUGAAAACCAAUUUAAGCCUCUGGAAUUGGAAUUUGGUUACACAAUAGAUGACAAAGAAAAAUUAAAAGAUGAUUUGCAACAUUUUAAUACCGGAAUGAGGGCAGUAAAAGACUUCACUUUCAGCUCAGAGUUUAUGGAGUUACUACAUAAAGGUGUAAUGCAGGCUAUGGUUUUCCUUUCGGGCUUCAUGGGAUACAAAGAAUACGUCUGCCUUUCAGGGGUGCCAUGUAAGACGCCUAUAAAAAUGCAAACUGUGUACAGUUCUCAAGUGAAAUAUUUUUUAGAUAUAAUGCAACUGAAAAAAAUGAAACAAAUUGUUAAAAAAGAAAGCACUGACAAGGAAAGGGAAAAUAAAAAAGGACAAGCACAAGAAAUAGAAGAAGAAGAAGAAGAAGAAAAAAACAAAGAAAAUGAGGACCCUCUAAUGUAUUUCUCAUAUUUGAGACCUCACCCUGACGACACAGAAACAAAAGAGGACACAAUCUAUUUCACAUUAAGUGACACAAGGGAGUGCAAAAAUGAGUAUAGCCAAUUUUAUAAAGAAGUAAAGGGGGAAAUUGUUCGCACGCAAGAAAUCGAUUUGACAUUACAGAAAAUUUUAGAGGUUUCGUUCGAUUUGAACAUAGAUUUUAUACCUCCAGAUGUGAGAAAACCGUAUGAAAUAUGUGCAUUCCUCAGGCCCACUGACAAGCAUUACUACAACAUUGGAAAUGUUAUCUUCUACGGACUGUUUAAUGAAAGUAAGCUUGUCGAAAUCGUUUCUGGUAUCCCAUUCAAUUUGCAAUUGAAACAGUUUAACUCAAAAUAUAAUGUUCGAAUCCGGUUCGUUUAUGAACAUUAUGAAGAUUCAAAUGCAUGCAAAAAUAACUAUGGGAACAGUGAAAAUUUUUUUUAUUCCGAAUCAGUUCAACAACUAUUAACUGCUGAUGAGAAAGAAGAAAUAGGCGGGAAGGUUACGGUCCACAAGUGGAAUGAUUUGUUAACAGUUUUAGAUGCUGACAACUAUAACAUCAUGGUUGGACAUAGAAACGAUGAUGGAUCCCACAAUUUACACGUCUGCUCUUGUUACGAACUAGUAGAAGGACUGUGCAAUAAUGAUUAUUACUAUUCUGCAGAUUCUAUGAUAAUAAAAGUGCACACUGCUGUGUUGACAGAACCCCCAAUGAAUUCCAUCAUACAUUUUAUGAAACCGUUUACCCUUAAAUUAAAAACAUCCAAAGUGCUAAAUGGCUCAAUUCGAAUUUUCCCAAUUGAUAUAAUGAAAGAUUUGAGUAAAAUAUGCCUAGAAAUAAAUCAGAGGGAUUAUUUCCUAACAUUUCCUGCAAAGGUAGAAGAAUAUGAGCAAACUUAUGAUGCAAAUGUUAAUUUCCUCUCUCAAGCAGUUGUCGCAUGUUGGUGCUCAAAGGAAAAAUGUGAAAGUGCUGACUAUAUAAACAAGGUUGCAUUCUUUAAAUUGUCCAGUCCGAGCAUUUUAGAAGUUCACACAGAUAUGGAUGGCUACUUUACCUUUUCCUUCUUAAAUGAGUGGGUCCACAUAAAUGACAGAAUCUUGUUCGUUGCAGAAGAUUUACCAUGCACGGACGAUACAAGUGCAAGCUUAUUUGACGACAUCAUCCACAUAAAUAACAAGGAAUACCACAUCGGCUGGGAGCAGAUUAUAGAGAUCUAUGGAAAACCAAGAAAAAUCGUGAAAGAAAUAGAUGAUAACUUCACAUGGAUUUCUAAAAUUUACAAAAUAACCAAUAUUCUAGAGAAGCACUUAAAAAUAUGCUACUGCUUUUAUUAUUAUAGCGAAAAUUGCAAAGACCGGAAAAAUUACUCAUAUAUCGGCCUUCUUCACAACCAUACCUUAGGUAAAGGAGUUGCAGAUAAGAAUGAUCAAAUUGAUCAGACAGUUAACAUGUAUACACUGAAUGGAAAUUCCAUCAAAUUCGUCCCCAUGAUUUCCUACAACGAUAGCAAUAGGGACAUUUGCAAUACUAGGGGAAACCAAAGUAACGGCAUUAUCCCUAUUUUCAAAAAUACCGCCUUCAACAACAGCGCUAAUUUCAAACUGAGAAUAUUAAACAUUUUUAAACAGCACUACCAAAAUGAAAUAAACUUCGUUGUAUGCUACAGUUCCUACUAUUACAGGUAUAAGAAUACCUACCUGUUGAGAAAAGUAGAAUAUAAUGAACUUUCCCGCGCACCCAAUCCUAUCAUUCAUAAUUAUACGCUUGGACACGCAGGAAUUACAUCCGAGUCCAGCCAGAAUCUGGUACCGAGAAGAGAACAUAGGGAAAAAAUAGAGAACCUCCUCAAAUCGUACUCAAAAAUCAAACAGAGGAAAACCUUUUUUUACAACUAUUUUAUGGAAGAAGCGCUCUUUAGCAACAGGGAUACGCUACCCACCGGAUUUAGUACUGAUACCAUGGGCUAUAAGACAGGCGACGAAAACGGCGGGGACGACGAGGAUAAAGAAAAUGAUGCUGAAAUAAACAGGCUUAUGGACGAAGGGAUGAGGAGGAUGAUAGAACAGAAGGAAAAAGAGCAGGAGGAAAAGGCGGAGAACGGUGGCGAAGAGAAGGAUGCCAAAGAGAGGGAUGCCAAAGAGAAGGUUGACGAAGAGAAGGAUGCCAAAGAGGAGGAUGCCAAAGAGGAGGAUGCCAAAGAGAGUGAUGACGAAGAGAAUGAAGAGGAAGAGUAUGCUGACGACGAGAAUGAAGAGGAAGAGUAUGCUGACGACGAGAAGGAUGACGAAUCCAAAGAAAGAGAGGAUAAAGGUGGCAAGCAGAGGGUGUUCUUCGAUAAUGAUGACAAAGAAGACAAAAUUAGAGGGUAUUCAGAGGGCCAUUAUCUGAGUCAGCUAGAUAACAAGGGCAAAAAUAAAAAUAAGAACAGAACAGGGGUAAAACACCUUUUAAUCUAUAUAACUAGAGCGAUAAGGAAAAAAAUAAUAAUUGCUUUAUCCAAGUUUUAUGAAGGCGUACAGAUGGAACCUCAAGAAAUUAUGUACUACAAACGAAAAAGCGGGGCAACAGUUAACUACAUUCUAGAUAGCAUAACUUUAAAAAACGAUUUAUCGAUCUUUGUAUGUUGUUAUGAAGGAGAUUUUCUGGAAUCGUUGCCUAUCGAGCAAAACAGUUAUCCUAAUAUCAACAAAACAUAUAAGGUGUAUUUACUAUAUAAGGUAUUAAGCUUAUAUUUUUAUAACAUAAACGAAAACAUCGAAGGGAACAAUUCAGCCCUGGAACAACUGAAUAAUGCGCACGAUGUAUAUCACGAGUACAAAUAUUUAAGGAUAGAGAAUUUGAAAGAAAAGGGAUUCUAUAAGAAUCAAACCCUAGUACAGUUAAAAGACACCACAUUUGAGUUAAAGAUACAAGGGAAAAAUAUCCCCCCUCAUGAGUACACACUAUAUAUUGUCGAAUUUGACAACAACUGUUACAGAUUGGAUAAAAAUGGCUACCAUGUAGAAAAUAAUGAAUACACUCUACACAGCAAUUAUAUCAUUUUUAAAAAUGUCCUUAUGAACAAAAGGAAUACCUACAAACUGUGCAUACUGGAUAAGACACAAGACACGUACAACGAUGUAGGAAUUUUAAACAUUAACAAUUAUUAUGUAAAACUCGAAUCAUUCUUUGAUGAAAAUUUCAUUUCUUCUAAUCUUAAAAAAAUGAAUAUUAUGCUAAACGUUUGUGUGAAUAACAAUUCUUAUGAUGCCUAUGUUAUAAAAAGAAAGGGGAGUUUUAAAAUCACCCUUGAUAUGGAAAAAUUAGCAUUUUCCGAUAAAAGUCAACAGCUGGAGGAAAUUUUCCCAGAAAUACGAAACCAUCAGUUAAUAUCUUGCAAGAGUAAGAAACACGGAACUAUCAUUUUGACAAACACGCAUCUAUUCUUCUACGCACUUGUUACAAAACUUUCCUUCUCCACCAACCACAAUUUGCCAUUCCCAGUUGACGUAGAUUUUGAUGAAAGCUACAUCUACGUAACUGAUUUAAAUCUCAGGAAAAUUGCGCGCUUUCAAAUUUUCUCUGAGGGGAGUGCUAUUAAUAUUAUCAACAAUGCGAAACGGAAAAGAAGUAUUCACGACCAAGAUUUAAGGGCCUACAAAAGAAACACCCCCAUGGGUGAACAAGGAACGACUAGUAAAAAUAUUACACUUUUUUACCCAAAGGAGGGUCGCAAUUUCUACACUACAGAUUUGGUGCCUUCUCCCCUCCAUGGUGCUGUUUACCCUUAUGGUGCGAGAAAUUUCAAAACGGCAUUAUUAACGAGUAAAGAGGCACCUAAAAAAGAGGCCAUUGUGCUAACCAAAAGGAGUAAACAGAGCGCAGAUUCCUAUACUGAAAAUGCUCAUCAAAAUUUAUUACAAUUGCGCAUGUUAAGAAGGGAUAUGCGGAACGAAAAAGAAAAAACUGCUCGCCUCCGGAGGGCGGAACAAAGCGCUCCCCACAAUCACCCACGUGGGCAACAGAUAAAAUUAGACGCCAAUCCCAAUGUCGAUGCUUCGAAAAAAAAACCCAAAUCGGUAGCAAAUAAAGAGGAAAACGCGCUCGUCAAAAAUGUAAGGGAGUUAUACAACUAUCUGCAAAAAAAGGUAGACAACAACGGAUUGAUCAACUAUUUCCAUGGACUUCUCGGCCCACAGAAAAUAUCAAAAAGGAGAAACUCCAUGUACAGCUUUCUCGACUUUUUCAAAAAUGGGAAGAAAAAAAAUCUGUCUAGUGGAAAUAAAAACGAAGUGCACAGUCAGAUAGUACCUUCCAGCAUGCCUGCAAGAGCAAAGAAGCAGGCCAGACGACCAGUUCCACGCAGCGAAAACGCUGCUAGACCGCGCAUCACCGUUGCUAGGAAAAAAAGAGAUGCUACUGAAAAUGUAGACCAUUCAGUUUACGACGAAGAAAUCGAAAAGAAUAUUAAAAACCUAAUCACCGUGGUGCAAACUAGCAAUUAUUUAACAAAUCAAAUGGAACACCUAGACCUGAAAGGACAUCAAAGCCCGUUAUUCAUUAGCAUACAAGAUAAUAUACUCUACAUAUUGGAUUCUACAAAAAAUAAUUUUUUUAGCUACAAUUUGUAUAGUAAAAGAAUCAUACAACUGGAACAAUAUAGCGCUGCAAAUCAUAAGUUCUUUUUAAAGAACCCAUUAAAUUUUUCCAUAUAUCGUGGGGAGAAAACCGUACACACCCCAUAUAGAACCAAUGUAGCAUUCGUAACACAAAUACGAAGUAACGAAAUUAAAAUCAUCGAUUUGAAUAAAAACAAAUAUAGAAUUGUCAAAGCAAUCAGGUUGGAAAAAGGCUACAUACAUAAUGCAGUCAAUAAGGUCAUAGCAAUAGAUCAAAACUUACUAAUAAUUACAUCUCAUAUCAACGCAGAAAAUAUCAUUUAUCAUUAUCACUUCAACUCCUUUGAUCAGUACUUUAGCAUUUCCUUCGAAUAUACUUUUGCAAAAAAUUAUAACUCAAAUGAUUACUUAAAUAUUGCCCCAGAAAUAGACAUAUACAGCGAUUCGGUCAUCUUCUUCUGCUUUCUAAACUCUUUCGAUCUAUGCACAAAGGUGGAUCCAUUGACAAAAUUAGAAAUCUCAACUGAAACAGGAGUAAUAACAGGAAAAUUAAAGCACUUUGGAUAUUUCCAAUUAAAAAUUUUUGCUAAAACGCAUUUUCAACACCAAGUUAAGGUAUAUACAGAUUUAUAUUCCUACUGUGACGUAGGGAAACAAUAUAACUACGCAAAUCAAACGUGCGAGAGUUGUCCAAUUGGAACCUUCUGGAAUAGCGUAGAAUUAAAAUGUGAUCUGUGCAAGAAAUAUUUUAAAAACAGGUCUACCUUGAAACGUGGAUCUAAGUUAAUAACAGAUUGUCUUUGCUCAGCUGGGUAUGAAUAUUCAGAAAAAACUGCCAGUUGUGAACAGUGUAAACCUGGCUAUUAUAAAAAAUCGACUGGUAAUUUUAUAUGUAUCAAGGGGUGCCCCAUUAACAGAAAGAGUACAAUAUACGGAGCCAAGAGUUACAACCAAAUGAAUUGCAAAUGUAGUGAAGGCUAUUACGAACUGAAUGGAAAAUGUGUUUUAUGUCUCAAAAAUUACUACUGCCCUGGAAACGAUCAACUCAUACAUUGUCCUAAAAACAAAAUGUCCCCAGAAGGAAUCACAUCCGCAGAUGAGUGUGUAUGUAAGAGAAAUUUUAUCCACAAUGAGAAUAAUCAAUCGUGCACUUACUGCACUUCUGUUGGCAAGGUAAAAGACGAAGUUAUCUACUGCUCGCUCUGCGACCCGAGGUAUUUAGACACGAACGUUUUUGCAAUUCCGAAUGACCACAACUAUGGAUUGGUGGACAAAAUAUUCAAUUAUGAUGAGGAUCUGCUCCUACAAGGUAAAACACUGCAGUAUGCCUAUUUUGAUAACAAUGGACGUAAAAAUGGACGCGAAAAUGGCAACAAAAAUAACCCCUUAAAUGACCCCCCAAAUGACCGCAAAAUAGACCACGCCAACUUUGGAACCCUUAACAUUAACAGCGAACUCGUUUUAGGGAACAAUCCGGACGAACCCAACAGGGAAACCUUUGCAAUAGAGAUAGACAUGCCCAAACCAACCAAGUGCGUAUUCUGCGAAAGUGGGUACUUCAUGGAUAUCAAAAAGGAAAGGUGUCUACCGUGUAGUAACAAAUACUGCGAAGGGUUCGCCAAAAAUCCAAAAGGAUGCCCCACCAACUCCGUUGUGAGCAGGACAGUAGCCUCCUCCAUUUUUGACUGCAAAUGCAAAAUUGGUUAUGGUUCCAUAAAUGAAAGGAGAAGCGCACUUGACAAAAAACUGAGCUGUAAAUUAUGUCCAAAGAAUUUCUUUAGCCAUAACUUGUCAGAGCAGUACUGUCUUCCCUGCCCACAGCACACCUACACAGUAUCAGAGGGAUCCACGUCCAUCCUCAACUGCCUCCCUGUGGAGGGCUACUUCCUUCUCAUGUUCAGGAGCAUAGGCAUAGAAUACGUCAGGUACAAAUUCGACAUAAACUCGGAAGAUAGAAUUUACAGCUAUUUCCAGGAUAGCGUGAAAAGCUUCGACGACGACGUGUAUGAGUUGUUUUUGGACCAAAAGUUUGAGCAGCUCUUCAACGAUGCGGAUAACAACCCGGACAAGAGGGGGCAGCAAAAUAACGAAGCGGUGUUGCCGGCAAAGGGGCAGCAAAAUGACGGAGCGGUGUUGCCCCCAAAUGGGCAGCAAAAUAACGGAGCGGCGUUGCCGGCAAAUGGACAGCAAAAUAACGGAGCGGCGUUGCCGGCAAAUGGACAGCAAAAUAACGGAGCGGCGUUGCCUCCAGAGGGACAAUACAACGCGCAAAACGCGCAAAAUGCGCAAAAUGAGCAAAACGCUCCAAACGCUGCAAACGCGCCAAACGCGCAAGAUAACAAGUACAACCUGGAGCACUUGAAAAAAAUGGGGUUCCUAAAGCGGACGUCCCUCUUUUACAUAUACACCGUCCUGAUGAAAAAUAUUGAAGAAAACUACGACUGGGAAUCUGACAAGAUGCUGAAGGUCACGUGCCACGUGAACCUGCACCUCAAGAGCAGCCCCAACUUUACUAUCUCGUAUAAACCCAAUUUGCAGUCCUGCGUAGACAGCUGCAAAACGAAUAUCUACUGCACAGGGGUGGAAUUCUCAAGGAAAAAAGUAGAAUACACACAAAUAUUUUUAAAAAAUAAUCAAAAAAUAAUUGUUGGAUAUUUUAAAUGUAAGCAUUAUUCUUUCGAAAGUAUAUACGAUUAUACGUCCCCCAACGUGGACGAAUUUUUCGACGAGAAUGUAGAAAAUGCGGUCGUGUCCAGAACUCCUGUAGCUUACACAGACUUUAUAUUAAGAAAUAAAAACAGCAUCAUUUUUACCUGCUCUAUCGAUAGAGAUAGAAAAUUUUUACUGUAUAAGCAAUAUCAACCGGUUGGAUGCUUUAUGGGGAAGUUCUGUCCAGGGAAUUACACCCCUUACUUGAUAUCCUGUCCAGAUAACUCAAAAACGGUAGUCACUCUGGCAAAGCAUGUGGAUAAAUGCCUAUGCAUGAAAGGUUACUCUUACGUCGGAAUUGCGACCCUUAGAUGUGCGGUAUGCGAGAGAGGGACGUACAAAAAGAACGUAGGAAACUUUAAGUGCGAAAAUUGCCCCCUAACCUUUUCAACAGUAAAUAUAGGAUCCACCAGUAUUUACGAUUGUUCUUGUACGCCAGGAAAUUAUCUCUCCUUUGACACGCUGCAAAAUUUUAUCAAUUCGGAAAAAAUUAACUACAAAAAUAUUAUUGAUCAAUAUUUUAUUGUCCCAAAGAAGAAACAAACGGACGUAUAUUACCGAACCGAAAUAGUCAAAAUCAGCUUGAAUAAUCUAAACAGGAUAGAAGUUAAUGAAGGAACCAAUCAAACGUUAAAGCGUGAGAUAGCUGUAUGCAGGCCAUGCUCCCUCGAUAAUCACUACUGCGAAGGAGGACUCGAAUCGGACAUCACAUUAAACAACAAACGUUUUCAAGGCCAAUUUCACACGUUGCCAAAAAAAUGCCCCAACGAUUUAGUCAUUCCAAAAGGAAUAAUACAGAGAAGCUCAAUAAAUAACUGCAUAUGUAUUCAUGGAAAAUUUUUAAGAACAUCAAAAGAUAAGAAAGUAGAAUGCAUCCCAUGUCCUCCAAAUACAUUCAAGGAAAACGAAUAUGAUAACAGCUGCUCUGGGGUCUGUCCACACUUCUCCACAACGUUUAUAGGCUCGUCAUACGAAAACCAAUGUUUCUGUAAAAACAGUUACUACUUGGUCACCACAGAAGAUGACAACGACGGUGAAAAUAGUGCUAACCGAAUGGAAAGUAGCAAACGCACCAAAAGUUGCAAACCGUGCCCCAAAGGAGCCGUAUGUAACAGAGGCUUCAAUAUUAACCUCUUUCUCCAUCUGCUAAAAAACAGGGCAUAUAACAAUAUAAACAUUUUAGACCAUGAAAAUCCAUAUCCCCUAUACGGACAUUAUGCAGUCUAUAAGGAAAAACACCCGAUCAGUGAUUGGAACCCCCUAGAGGAUAAUGACGAGUUAAAGUAUUCCUACCCUUAUUACAACUUACUCUUGUUUAUUCAAAAAAAUGUGGAAAGCGGGAAUUACUUCUUUUUCGAAAAAAACCCAAAUUUGUAUCUAAAUAUGGAAUUCAUAGAAUCCAUAAAAAAAAAGAAGGCCAAUAAGAAAGCAACAAAUGCAGCCGAAGCGGACGAAGCGGACGAAGCGCAUAAUCCUCUAUUCCACCAGGCAAAUGCCAUCUCAAUAUUGAAAUACGCGCUGAAGGAUAGCAAGAGUGUAAAAAAUCCAAACGAGGUGAUCCCAAACAAACAUACGAAUGCCAUUUAUACUUAUUUAAAAAAAAUGGUGCCGACUACUUUACUGGCUAAACCUGAACCGAGACCAACCCCUCCCCUUCUACAAAGUAACGAAAUGGAAUACUCCUUCCAAGAAAUGUUCAACAAAUACAUAGAAGAGGCAAACGAAUUGAGAAAGAAAAACAACAAAUUUGAAAGAUUGCCAGACAUUCAUGUUUGUACUCUACCUGAUAGGUGUCUAGGAACAAUAACCAACUUGUGCCAGGAAGGGUCCACAGGAUACCAAUGCAAUAAUUGCCAAAAGGGCUACGACAUGAGUCAUUUCAAGUCCAACUGUAACAGAUGUAAAAAUUUUUUCAACGAAAUAUUGCUUAUGGUCUUACUAAAAAUGAUUUAUUAUAUAAUCAUUAUUGUUAUCGUUUCACUCAACUAUAAUAGUUGCUUUAACAAAUUGUACAUAAGUGGUAUUCUGAUGAAAAUUUGGUUUAAUGGCUCCUUUACCCUUGUGGCAUAUGGAUUUUUCUCACCCACAGCCAAUUCAUUUAUUACCAAAUAUUGGCACAUUUACAAAAGUGUAUUUCUCUCCCAUUUGAAAAUGUUUUCGUACUACCUGAGGGUUGCCUGUUUUGCCCACUCCUACAAUACAGAUAUGCGCUACAACGAAAUAUGGUACAUACAAAAGUACGUGAAUAUCUUUACGCCCCUCUUCGAUGCCAUUUCUAUAACGCUCAUCAUGUUUGUUAUCCUUCACGUGUACAAACUGUUCUGCAAAAAGAAGAUACAAAAUUUUGAGCACAUCCUUUCGACUAUUCCCGAGCUGAAGGCGAAAUAUCACUUGGACUGCCUAACGAAGGACCCGGGCGGAAAAGCUUCUCCCAAAAAGGGAAAGAAAUCGAAAAUUUACGUGUCUAACAAGACGGAGGAGGGGGACAACCAAGAUUCGUGCAACCAUUCGACGGUAACGCACGACUUGGAGAAAAAUGGCGUAAGUGAUAAGGAAAACGCGGGGGAAACAAAUGGCAAAUCCGCCCUGAUUGAUGAAAACGCUCCAAGUGUUCCCAAUCUGACGAACAAAAAAGACGCCCAAGUGUUCUGCGAAGACGAUGUCCUGCAUAAGGUAGAUGGGGACGACCCAAAUGGGGAAUGCCCGAAGUACGAAUUAAAAUACCUAAACAGGGACGACAAAAUGUACGACAUUUUCCUACACGAAACGGUUGAGUAUAUUUACAAUAAGAAGAUUUUCGGACCUUGGCGAUUUAUGCAUAAGAGAAACGAAAAGUUAGGAAGGAGACUCCUCACAUUUUUACACGACACCUUCCCCUGUUACAUUUUGCUCAUCGCCCUGUCAUCACCCUACGUACUUAUGGAAGUGAUUCAACUCGCAUUUUGCAAACCGAUAAAAUACAAGUCCCAAGAAUCAGAGCUAUACUUAUCCUAUUUGACCACGCAAAAGUGCACCCUUUCUGAUAGUUCCUUCUUCACAGGAAUUAUGGUAGUUAUCCUGGCCCUAUUCUUCUAUGUUGGCAUUUUCACACUUUUGAUAACCCUAUAUUCGAAGCGCAAUAAGUAUAAAUUGUUUAACAUUUUACUGUCCAAUUUAUUAACAGGGUAUAAACAAGGCAAGGAAAUCUUCGAAUUUAUAUUCAUCUUGAAAAAUAUCAUUUUGGUGUUACUAAUAACUUUCAGUAUACACCACGAAUUUUACUAUGUCAUCCUAAUCACAGUCAUAUUAACAACUUUCUCCAUUCUGGAGAUUUAUUCCAACCCCUUUGAUGGAAGAUCCUUCAACAUCCUCAACAUAUCUUUGUGCCUUGGGAAUGUCUUAAACAUUUUCGUUGCCCUAACCAUUUGGGGAAGUUUCUACUGGAACUAUGAGCAGUUUUUUUUUGUCCCCAUUCUGAUUAUCCUCUUUUACCACCUCUACAUGCUCCACAAAAUUAUUCGAGAAAUUAUCCUUUCUAGACAUUUCAUCCGCACAGAAAAUAUUAUAAGUAUAAAAACAGCUGGGUAUGGGGAAAGUAACAUUAAGCAUAAUAACUACAAACUGUACUACAAAGUUAUGAAUAAAAUAAAGUUUUUCCUAAAUAAAAAUCAAAAGAAAAAUAUUUUAUCCAAACAGUCUCCAAAUAAUGAUGGUCCAAAUAAAAUCAACAGAAUGUCAAGGGAAAAUAUAAAAUUUGAACCCAUAGAGAAUAUCAUAAAAAGGUAUAACAUCAACUUAAAUGACGAUUUAUCCAAAGCAAAGAAUUUAAACCCUAAUGAGGAAGAGGAAAAGAAGAAAAAGGAAAUGUUCUGCAUUAAGAAAAACCACCUACCCGUAAACAUCCACAACGUAGCACUCAUAUGGUAUGACGAACAAAAUGAAGAUUUGCUAUUUCAAAUGCCUUUUGAAAACAAAUUUUGCCUAGACUUAAAUGGGGAUAAAGCCAAAAAUAAGAAGAAGAAAUUCUUUUCCUUCUUUCCAAAUUAUGCAAGAGAUAAACGAAGAAGAAAAAACAUUAAAUAUUUUGUAUCAGCCAUAAUAGAAAUUAUCGACAAGUUCUUAUGCGCAUCUAAGAUGGGUUCGAUCUACGAAAACUGGUUUGACUUCUCCAUGAGGUUUGCCUUUGUCUACAUAUCAUGGAUUAAAAAAGUUAAUAAAACAAAUGUUGUCCUUCCACACAACAUGGAGCAGUUAAAAAUGAACAUAGACCAGUACGUCUUCUUUCCUCUAUUUUAUAAAUGUGAAUUAAUCAAUCAGGAAAGAAGAAAGCUCAGCGUCUCUGCGAAUACGCCAGAGGACCAACCCGAAAACAGUGCGCCCAUCGAAGCGUUGGAAAAGAAACAAAGCUUUGAAAACACAGAAAUAAAAAUUAGUCGCAGCUAUGGAUCGUAUAACCAAAUGGGAAGCCUAAAAAAUAGGAAGCACGCGCAAGAGAAAAAUAACCAUAUCAUGAAUGACAACUACUCGGAUGAUGCGCCAUCUGAUAAAGAUGCACCCUCAAAGGGAAAGAACGAAACAAGGAAAAGCAGUGAGGAACAAGCACAAAUGGGCGUUCUAAGUUAUCUCAAAAAGAAGGAGAAAAAAAAAAAAAAGACUCAAGCAAAAUUAAAAAAAAAAUCAAUCAAAAUGGAUAACCCGGAGAUACACAACCACAUCAAUCAUAAGGACCAUUCCUACAAAUUUGAAAACAUUUUCAACCACUCCAUGGAUAUUUUUUCCUCAGAAAUGUUUAAUGAAAGCACUUUCAACAUGCUCAUUUCCCUAUUCGAAUUGUACAUAGCUAUGAAAACGUUAAAGUCAAUGGACAUGCAAAGUUUUACCAAAUUGUAUCAACUUUAUAACGAAAAAUUCAUACGAUUUGAAAAAAGUCUUGUCUUCUACAUAAAUAAACUGAGGGAUGAAAUAAAACUAGAAACAGAAGAAAUCGAUAAUGAAAUAAAAACAGGCGAUACUGCAGAAAAAAUGAGAGUCAAAAAUUAUUACUUCUAUAAGGAAGAAUUAAAUAAAAGAAAAAAACUUGAGCAAGAAUUGAUGUCCAAAAUUGAAUGCCUAAAGGACUGUAUAGACGUAAACGAAAAGUCACAGUCGCUCAGAAAUGUAUUGAAAAAUUCUCGGAAGAGCAAACCUUCCGAUGGAAUUUUGGAUGAAGAUAUUCAUUACAUCUUCUCCGUUCUGCAAAAUGAAGGCACUUACAAAUUGGACCAUUCGAAGACGAAGGAACCAAACGAGUGA